Messenger RNA from Plasmodium vivax (malaria parasite P. vivax), 2706 nucleotides. RefSeq lists its product as hypothetical. Gene Ontology annotation, molecular function: pseudouridine synthase activity; RNA binding. The record is from RefSeq and is a predicted model, not a curated record. Lineage: Eukaryota; Apicomplexa; Aconoidasida; Haemosporida; Plasmodiidae. Gene Ontology annotation, biological process: pseudouridine synthesis. Gene Ontology annotation, cellular component: nucleus. Bases 1 to 2706 code for a protein of 901 amino acids. The transcript has a single exon.
AUGAUGUUUCUGGGAUGGCACACAACCAAGUUGCUUUCGAGGAGCAGGAAAAAUGUAACUUCACCGUUAGCAAGAAAAUGGAAGUUCACAAAGGAGGUGCGUCAUUUUUCAGCUAGCUACUUAUUAGAAGAGGACGUCGGGAUCGACCAUUUUAUGGGCGACUUUUUAGGUGAAAAUGGAUUCCAUGGGGAGGAAAAAAAAAAAGACCUCAUGUGCAUCUUUAAAUAUAGAUGUGAAGAUUUUCACGUCUACGAAAUUGGGAAAGAUAAAAAUGUUUUGAAUUUGAGCUAUGUGAGGGGGAGGGUGCAAGGUGAGCGUGGGAGUGGCGAAGCGAGAGACAGCCUCGAAAGGGUACAUGGUGGUGAUACGGCUGGAAAAAAGCAAAAAAUAACAGACGAGAAACGUGGAUCGAUGCAAGAACGGAGAGACCACGAUGGAUGCUACGGUUCGCCACAACCAGACGGGGAAAGUAACCCCCAAGAGGGGAAAAACGAAUGGAUAAGUUUUAUUCUGUAUAAGGUGAACAAGGACACGCAAGAAGCUAUUAGAGAAAUUAGCAAAAGGACGAACAUUCCCAUAAAAGAUUUUUACUACGCAGGUUUUAAGGACAAAAGGAGUGUGUCCACGCAGAUCAUUUCCACUAGCAUGAUGCACAUUCGUAAAAUAAGAAACAUGAUGAGCAGUGACCUCUCGGAUCAUGAGCAGCUGAAGAAGAGGAGGAUGAGGAAUAUACAAAUUUGUAGCCUCGAAAAGGUGCACCAAAAAAUCGAGUUAGGCGCACAUAGCGGCAAUCGCUUUGUGAUAGUUCUCAGAAAUGUGCAAACGCAUGAGGAUUAUUUAAGGCAUAAAUUGGAGCAGAUUAAAAAACAUGGGUUCAUAAACUAUUUUGGAAUGCAAAGAUUUGGGGUCUAUAAAAAUACCUUCAAUAAGGGGAAGGCGUUAAUACGUAGGGACUACAAAGAAUACAUAGGGCAUGUCUUAGAUCCUCACAUUUUUGAAAAUAAAAUGUUUUAUGGAAAUUCUACUAAAGAUAAUCUGACGAUUUUCUUGAAAAAUGCUUGCAACAUAUAUCAGAAGAAGAACGCCACCUUUGCGUUUCGUUAUUUGUCUCACCAAACGAAUAAGCUGCUUAAAAGGAGCGACGCGAUUGCGGGUGACGAGCUGGGAAAGCCGGCUAGCGCGAACAAGCAGCUCUAUUCGUAUCUGACCAAUUCGGAGUACGAGGCGUACAUCCUGCUGCGCAAUUUGUACAUGUACGAGAGGAAUAGCCGCGGAAGGGGAGGCGAUGUUAGCGGUGGUGGCGAUGGUAGCAGUCGCACCGAUCUAAGUGACCGACGAAGCAGCGCGAAUGAACACGCCGAAACGGGGAAGCGGAAACGUUCCGUCGACAGUGUGCAGAAUGGCCCCGGAAAAAAUCACACUAACACACCCGAGAGAGAAACCCAUUUUUACCAGAACGAGAAGACAUGCGUUAAGGGGGUGAGCAUGGAGACAAGGAGAUUUCACAUGCACUCGUACAGCGCGAAGAUAUUCAACAUGUUAACCUCGUACCGGUUGGAAAACUUCGGUGCCGCGCCUGGAAAGGGGGACUACGUUUUUGUGAAAGAGGUGCAGUCGCAGGGGGGGGAGGCAAAAGCGCAGCAUAAUUACAUAGCUGUGUUGUAUGGCAGUGGGGGGAGCGGCGAAAGGGGGAGCAGCGGCAGCAGCGGUGGUGAUGGGCCCCUCUACUGCGAUGACCAAGUGAAAGGCGCAAACAUCUACAACGUCGUGUUGCCCGUCCUGGGCAGCAUGCCCCCCAGGCUCUCCUACCUGAACGUCUUCAAACGGCUGUACAGAAAAUACAGAGGAAGCCAAGAAAGACUCGUCUUCUUAGAAAUAUUACUCUACCUGAUGUGUACGCUCCACGAAGAUGAGCUGUUUAGGGUGCAUGACGAUAAGGUAGCAAGUGGGUUCCUAAAGCAUUUGAUAAAAAAGGAGAAAAAGAAAAAUGGAAACCAGUCCAUUCGACUAGCUAGCGAUAAUAUAUUAAGCAAUGCCAUUCCGAUUAAACAGGCCCUACAUACAAUAAAAAAGUUCGACGCGUAUGUCAAUUCGUUUGAAUACGAGUAUGGAAUGACUUGCGUCUUUAGAAACGUAGUCGCGCGGCCAGCCAAUCUGUAUUUCUGCUUCUGUCAGUAUAAGGAACCGAAGAGGAAAUUCCUCUCCGAUUUGAAUGUCGCCUCCAAUUUUGAGAAAAAUAAAAAUUCAAAAGGGAGAGUGCAUGCUCAACGGUGCAGCGAAAGGGGGGUAUACAACAAUGGGGAGAUGAAGAGCGUCCCCACCUCGGCCAGUAAGUAUAGCGAAAUAGCUGUGCAUGGUUGGCAGGUUGAACAGACAGACAGGGAUGAAAAGGGGAGAUACGCACAUCAUGUGGAUGCAAGUCGGUAUAACAAUACUCCCCCAGAAGGGAAAAGGGAAAAUAUGAGCAGCGAACAUUUUCAAAGUGAAAGAAGUAGUAAAGAAAACAUGACAAAGUACGAGCGAAAUUUGGGCGCCCUGAUAUUAAGCUUUAGCCUGAGCUCCUCCUCCUAUGCCACCAUGUUGGUGCGGGAGUUGUACGGAAAACGCAAUGAGCUGCUGGUUCACAAUUUGAUUAAAAAUUGUGAGAAGUAUGACGAAGAAGUUGGAAUGUUAGGGGAGAAGAGAUGGGAAGGGACAACAGAAUGA